Closterium sp. Yama58-4 is the source of this 1458-nucleotide messenger RNA. Lineage: Eukaryota; Viridiplantae; Streptophyta; Zygnematophyceae; Desmidiales; Closteriaceae. The record is from the annotation of a GenBank genome assembly.
AUGGAGGUGGUAACUGAUGAAGGCGUGUUUGGGGGAGGUACGACUGUGGGAGGUGCGACGGGAGAAGGUGCGACUGUUGCAGGUGCGACGGGGGAAGGUGCGACUGAGGUAGGUACUUCUCGAAACGGUGCUCCGAGUGAAACCGUAACGACGGUGUCACAGGAUUUUCCCGCCGAGUUGACAAUGUGCGAUGUGACUGUAGGCGACGCGGUUGAGGGCGGUUCCGGUUCGGCGCAGAAAAGGGAGGCAGGCGAUUGUAGCGAAGGGAACGGAGCGCGCGACAGUAUCGAAGUGAGGGAAAUAAGUGCGUGUAAGGAGAGCGCGGCGGUGAAAGGAGGGAUAGAGGGUAGCGACGCGAAGGGAGUGAGCCGUGCGGAGGAAAAGGGAACGGAGGGAGUGAUUAAGGAGGAGGAAGAAGGGGUAAGGGAAAAGGAUGGCGAGACUGGGGCGAAGGAGAAAGAGAGUAGAGAGGAGGAGGGGAAGUUGGGGAUGGUGGAGGAGGAGGAGGGUAGGGUGAAGGCAGGAGAGUUAGAGUUUGGGGCAGGAGAGGCAGGCUUUAAGGCAGGAGAGGCAGGCUUCAAAGCAGGAGAGGCGGAGAUUAAGGAGGAUGGGAAGGAGGAGGCUAGGGACAUGGAUCAUGAAGGGGUUAAGUGGAAGGAGGAGGAGAUGAUGGGCGGAGAAGAAGAGAAGGAGGAGGUGAAGGGGAAAGAUGUGGACGAUUUUACUUUUGAGGCGCCUCAAAGGGCUAGGGACAUGGAUCAUGAAGGUGUUAACGAGAAGGAGGAGGAGAUGAUGGGCGGAGAACAAGAGGAGGAGGAGGUGAAGGGGAAAGAGGUGAAAGAAGGUGGAAUGGGGGUGAUGCAGGAGAAGAAAGAGGAGGAGAUGAUGGGCGGAGAAGAGGAAAAGGAGGAGGUGAAGGGGAAAGAGGUGAAAGAGGGUGGGGUGGUGAUGCAGAAGAACAACGAGGAUGGGAAAGAAGAGGCUCGGGUCAUGGAUCAUGAAGGCGUUAACGGGAAGGAGGAGGAGAUGAUAGGAGGAGAAGAAGAAAUGAAGGACGUGAAGGGGAAGGACGUGGAAGGGGGUGGGGUGGUGAUGCAGGAGAAGAAAGAGGAUAGUGAGGAAGAGGAGGAGGAGAGUGAGGAAGAGGAAGAAAGUGAGGAGGAUGAGACUGAAGCAGAGGAGGAGAGUGAGGAGGAGGAAGAGAGUGAGGAGGAAGAGAGCGAGGAGGAAGAUGAGGAAACAGCAGAGGACGGGGAUGAAGCAGAGGAGGAGGAGGGGGAGGAGGAAGAGGAAGAAUUACGCAAUGGCAUAUUGAUAGAGGAAGAGGAGGAGGAACUAGAGAGGCUUGAGGGGCACUCGGGGGACACAGGGGAGCCGGUGAGUGGCUUGGUUGGUGACUGGCAGGCAGGAAUUAAGGCAGGGGUUAAGGCAGUAGGGUUUGACCAGGGUGUGGCUUGA